AUGGAAUUCUUUGAUUUUCGAUGGAAAAAUAAAGAUUUUACUGAGGAUUCGUUGGACAAAUCUACUCGAGGAUUUGACUUUACGCCAUCCCAAUUGUCCCAUGCAAGGCAGACUGAUCCUGUCAGAUCUAUGUCCCGGAAGCCAAUUAAUUGGGAUCAAAUUGAGGGGUGGAUUGAAGAAUACGACAGCAAAUUCAACCACCUCAUACCUGAACGCUUCUUUGUCCUUCCGAAACAGUUUCGUGUUAUAGAUGUUGAAAAAGACAAGGUUAUUUUAGCACCUGAUCACUGUGACUUUGUCGCGCUGAGUUAUGUAUGGGGGGAGAUAACCAGCGACCUGAUGCUGUGUGUCAGCAACGUUCAGCAGCUUGCCAAAGAUUUUUCUAUCUCUAGAAUAGAUAUUCCAGCAACUAUCAAAGAUGCCAUGAUAGCCUGUGCAAUGAUUGGCAAAAGAUAUCUUUGGGUCGACCGCCUCUGUAUUGUGCAGGAUGAGAGUGAUGACAUCAAACUGGCUCAGAUAGAGAGAAUGGGUGAUAUCUACUCAUCUGCAUUCUUGACCAUAGUAGGAGCGUGUGGGAACGACGCAAGAAGUGGCCUAGCAGGGAUUGAUGGCAAGACCCGGACCACAGCACCCUGGGUCAUCUCUUUGCACAAAAUAGUUUUAGUAGAAGCUGUGUUUCAUCCAUUCCGUGGAGAACCGGAGGCAAUUCCAAAAUGGUACACCAGAGCGUGGACUUUCCAAGAGCUUGUUCUCAGCUCUAGAUUACUUAUAUUCACAGAAUUCGGAGUAUAUUACAUGCGCAACCCAAAAGAUAAGUUCAACGGUAAUGAUGAGAGUACUUUUGAAUUUCUAUCUAACGGUUUUUUGAGUCUUGAAAUAUACGAAUUUGAAGCUCGCAAUAUCCACAGGUUAAUAGAGACAUAUUCAAAACGGUACUUGACCUAUGAUGCAGAUAGAAUCCAAGCGUUCUCAGGGAUUUUUAAUCAUCUUGGAAUUCGUCAUCAAUCAGGAAUGUCUUGGAAUGAAUUCGAUGAAAAUAUUUUUUGGCGGCCGUGUUUGUGGAAGCAAGCUAGUCAAACUCUCGGUUCUAGUGAAGCUACUACAUCAUUCCCAACUUGGUCAUGGAGUUCAGUCGCCGGACCUCUUAGAUUUGGUAGACAUUCUCACAGUGUGCCGGUAACGACUUGGGCUCAUUUCUCACUGGCAGAGGGCAAUUUUGUCAUGUUGAUUCCACCUAAAGUGGAACGCUACGGAUGGCACCAAUUAGCUCAUACAGAAAGGUUCUAUAAUCUCGAGCACUGGAUCAAUCUUCGUGAUUAUACCAAUGCAGCUCUUAUACCUGGACGUUUGUUGCUAUUGACCCAAACUGCUAGGUUACGUUUAGAAUGUUAUGGCACAUUUUCUGGCGAGCCUGAAUCACCAACUGAGUUUUCUCUAUGGAAUGAAGAUGAACAAUGGACUAGGAUAGUUCAGCUCUCGAAAUAUGAUGCGGAAACGGUCAUGCAGAUGUGUAAAGGUGGCAACAAGGCUUUCUUUGACUUUGCUUCUAUUUCCAUUACCGGUAUACGGGAUGGUCCGAGUCCGCUUUACGGAUUUUUUUGA
Botrytis byssoidea is the source of this 1602-nucleotide messenger RNA. RefSeq lists its product as uncharacterized. The transcript has 3 exons. The record is from RefSeq and is a predicted model, not a curated record. Bases 1 to 1602 code for a protein of 533 amino acids. NCBI's taxonomy places the organism in Eukaryota, Fungi, Ascomycota, Leotiomycetes, Helotiales, Sclerotiniaceae.